Talaromyces proteolyticus is the source of this 2241-nucleotide messenger RNA. RefSeq names its product vacuolar sorting protein. Gene Ontology annotation, cellular component: cytoplasm; microtubule; membrane. Gene Ontology annotation, molecular function: GTP binding; GTPase activity; microtubule binding. NCBI's taxonomy places the organism in Eukaryota, Fungi, Ascomycota, Eurotiomycetes, Eurotiales, Trichocomaceae. Bases 1 to 2241 code for a protein of 746 amino acids. The record is from RefSeq and is a predicted model, not a curated record. The transcript has a single exon.
AUGAUGAAUGAAGUCAAUCUACUGCAAAGUAAUACGCAACUGAGCUUGCUCAAUACAAUCGACGAGCUGCGAGCCAAAGGCGUCGAUCACUACAUCUCUCUGCCCCAGCUUAUAGUAUGUGGUGACCAAUCGUCGGGAAAAAGCUCUGUUCUGCAUGCGCUCUCCGGAGUCGAAUUCCCAAAGAGCGAGCAUUACUGCACUCAAUUCUCAACAGAGAUUAUUCUCCGACGAGCGGCUACCCCAGCUGCGGUAGCCGAACUUCGGCCUCGACCUUCGGCUACUAAUACAAAACUUCCAAAAUCCGGGAAAAGGAUUGGGGGAGAGAGGAGUGCCUCGUUGUCAGAUGUCCCCAAACUGAUUGAAGAAGCCAGUAAAGUGAUUGGCCAAGACAAAAAGGAGAGUAGGGCCUGCGAUUACAUCCUCACACUGCGCCUCUCUGGCCCUGAUAUGCCUUAUCUCACCCUAAUCGAUCUACCAGGCCUUAUCCAUACACAAAACCGAGGCCAAACUUACGAUGAUGUAUUGGGUAUUAAAGCCCUAGUCGAGGAGUACAUGGCUCAACCGGAGUGUAUUAUCCUGGCAAUAGUCUCGGCACAAAAUUACAAAGAGAAUCAAAUCGUUAUUCGUCUGGCUAAAGAAUAUGAUCCAACCGGCUCCCGGACUCUGGGAAUCAUUACAAAACCAGACACUUUGGAAACUGGCUCGGACAGAGAGGCAACCUACAUCGAGCUAGCCCGUAACAGAGACGUCGUUUUUCUACAUGGUUGGCAUGUUCUACGAAAUGCUAAUGCCAUAGAAAGAAAAGACGAAAGUUUCAACCGACGUGUAGUCGAGUCAACGUUUUUCAACCGAGGAAAAUGGGACUCCUUAUCAAAGCAGACCGUUGGGGUAAAAUCGUUGCAGUACCGACUAAGAGAGAUAUUGCUUAACCGCAUAAAAUUGGAAUUACCUAAAGUCACCCGGAGAGUGCAGUUAGAGAUACGACGUUGCCACAGCCGUCUCGAAAAGUUCGGGAACCCGCGAAAUUCGCCUAAGGACCAGAUGAAUUUCUUGACUGAACUGAGUGUUAAGUUCCAAGUAUUGUGUAGAGAUGCUAUUCACGGCUAUUACACGCACGAUUUCUUUUCUGAUGACCGAGAAGACUCUACUCGUCGACUCCGAGCCAUAAUUUUCAACAUGUCCGAAGAAUUCGCUAAUAAGAUGUAUGAGCGAGGCCAUACCUACGAAAUUGUGGAUGGAAAGACUGAAAUCACGCAAACGUCUCCUCAGCAAAUCCAUCGCGCUGACUACAUGAUGAAAAUUCAAGGCUACUUGCAGCAAUAUCGAGGACGUGAACUGCAGGGCAAUUUUAAUCCUGCUGUCAUCGACCAUGCGUUCAAGCAGAACUCUAGGUCAUGGGGCAGGAUUGCUCGAGAUUAUGUUCGUGAGGUGUGCGAAAUAAUGGAGACUUUUCUCGAUGACCUGCUGGACGCCAUCACUGAGCCUGAUAUGGCACAUAGACUCUCGCGUGGCCUCUUCUACCCAGCCCUGGAAAGAAAGCUCCGAUUAGUAAAUGAAAAAGUUACGGAGCUCCUAGAACCUUUUAAGACGGGGCAUCCCGCUACUUUGAACCGCCAAUUCAUUGCUAAUUUGCGAGAGCUACAGAGUAGAGAGAAGGGAAUGCCUACAGGCAAGGAACGCCAAUCGGAGACGCUGGACUACGAUGCCUGUUCUCAAAUCCUGGACUGUAUGACUGCAUACUACGGUAUUGCUCUAAAUGUCUUCAUUGAUAAUGUCGCAUCUUUAGCUGUGGAAAAUUGCUUGUUAAAGGAUCUCCCGGAAUUGUUUAGUCCUUCUAUAGUAAGUGAUUUGUCUUUGGAACAGUUGCAAGAACUAUGCCAGGAGACAGAUGCAGUACGAGAUGCUCGUCAAGAGGAAGAGGAAAAGCUCCGGGUUCUCGAAGCAGGGCUGUGGGAGUGCAAAAAGCAUGCCCGAUAUAAUGCUCUAGCAUCACAACAACCUGUCUCAGAGGCCAGUUUAAUUCAAUUUCGCUUGACUGGUGCAUCCUUAAAGUCUAAAGACCCAGUCCCUACCGCCUUAUCUUAUUCGUCGACACCUACGGGUGACGUGGAAAGCCGUCCUGCCUCAGCAAGCAAAAUAGAUGAUGGAGAUGAUUGGCAGCGAAUUCAAAGUGGAAAAUCGACUGACAAUGGAAGAGGGAGUCAGCUUCUUAUAUCUCCAUCUAUCACUUCUGUCACUUGA